UUGUACACGCAGGAGGGAUCUUUUGUGUGGUUGGGUGACAUCACUGAGUCUAGUAUUGGAUUACAGCAGACACGGGAACCACCCACUGCAGCCCCAGUAUCCAGCAGUAUGAGGCUGACUGCCUGGACGCUGGCACCCUGGGCUCUUCCCUACUGAUCCAUCCAAGUUCACUCUGCCUGGGGGGGAGAUCCAGCUCUCUAGCUCAUGAAUCUGAUAUGAGAGCGACGUUAUGGAUGUGGAGUCUGCAUACACUGAAUUCAUAACCUGCGACAGAACCGGCCGACGGAAUGCAGUACCGGACAUCAAAGGGGGGGAAUGUGGCCCUGCGGGGGUGAGGGAGCUGUCGGAAAACAUGGGAGACCUAGCCAUCCAAGGAGCAGAAGGACAAGCAGCAGCGGCAUCCUCCAAUAGCGGACAAGAACAGACGCCUGAAGCACAAGAUGGCAGCUCGCCGUCAUGAAUCGCUUAUGUCUUGCAGACAUCAAUGCUGACUGACUUUUUUUUCUUUUGUACAAAAAGAGAGAACAGAACCUUAAGACUGUUCACACUGAGCUUUCCAGUGAGGCUGGAAUAAAAAAAAAAAUCCAGUGAUGGUUAGAUGCCCAAGAAUGGAAUCGCAAUGCAGGACUCCACACGCCACCUGGUGGCACAAUAUAGUCAUAACAUCUUCUCAAACACCGCUCAACCUAAACUUGCCUUAGCAGAUUUUUUUUAUUUUUUUUCAUUUCCUUUAUAGAAGAAUCAUAUGCAAUAUUUCUUUGGGGUGAUAUUUUGCAGAUGGCACUGCCCGCUUCCCCUUUGAAUGUGUAUGGGAUUAUUUAUUGUCCAUAGGAAAUAAUUCUGCCCUAGGAGACCUGGGUCACAUAUGAGCAGAGACCAACGUACAGAUUAUGUGACAAAGCACUGCCUUAUAACCUUUCAGUGGACCAAAUUGAAGCCAGACGUCCAUGGCCUGUCCAGACUGCCAACUUUUCUUUUUUCUUUUUUUUUUAGUCCACGUUUUUAAGUACUAUAUCUCGGAUUGGUACGAAAUUCGGCUUAGAUUGGAUAUUUAGUUUGCACAGGAGAACAAUGGUGCAUCCUUUUUUAACAUUUUUUUUUCUUUGUUAGAAAAAUUGAAAUAUUUGGCCCUCAAAAUAUUAUAAUUUUGUGUGAAUGAAAAAUGUAAUAAACACCAUUAAGACA
Messenger RNA from Bufo gargarizans (Asiatic toad), 1185 nucleotides. It is a transcript of the gene PKIG, whose product is annotated as cAMP-dependent protein kinase inhibitor gamma. The transcript is spliced from 3 exons. The coding region runs from base 230 to 460 and encodes 76 amino acids. Gene Ontology annotation, biological process: negative regulation of cAMP-dependent protein kinase activity. Lineage: Eukaryota; Metazoa; Chordata; Amphibia; Anura; Bufonidae. Gene Ontology annotation, cellular component: nucleus; cytoplasm. Gene Ontology annotation, molecular function: cAMP-dependent protein kinase inhibitor activity. The record is from RefSeq and is a predicted model, not a curated record.